GAGGAACAUUACUCUUUAAGAGAGUAGUAUAGACGAGGACAUUAAUCCUUAUCAUUUGAUAUAGACCGCGCAGGUCAACAUGUUUUGUUGAUUGAACUGUACAGCUCUUUGAAGGACAUCAUUAAACAAAUCUAGAUGGGAAAUCUAUAUUUUCUUGGAAUAUUCUUCUGUCUGCUUAACCGCGGAGAAGCCAUCCGAUGUUUUGAGUGUCGGAAUAUUCCAUUCCCGCGUGAAUGUACAAAGGUUGUAGAAUGCAGUUCCGACGAGUAUUGUUCCGUAGAGCAAGUAGUUGUAGCGAGUGGAAAUGUUGUAUUUAACUCCGGCUGUCUUCACAAUUCGCGCUGCUCUUCGACUGGUAUAUCACUUAUCGGAAAAAGGUCGGCAUACAUAUCAAAUCGUAAACGUUCUGCUGACGUCACAAUAUGCAGUGAGUGCUGCAAGGACGAUUUCUGCAAUAAGAAUGGUUGUGGAACAACUGAAGUUCCUUUCGGACAACGAGGUCCGUACUGUUUUAACUGUGAUGCUGCGAUUGACGCUAAGUCUUGUAGUGAUGUAACUGUCUGUGGUAAAAACGAGUUGUGUAUGUUGUAUUCCCCAGUUCUGCAAACAACCUACAAAAGUCAAUGUGAAACACAGUUGCUGUGUGACGCACUAUCUAAAGUACCAAGUAGUCAUAAGUGUGCUCCGAUAUGUUGUCAAACUGAUUUCUGUAACAAUCAAUGUGGAACUCCUUCAAAUAUAACCAUGCCGACAGUAAAUCCACAAACAACAAGUCAAGUAUUGCAGACUUCAGAAAUCCGUACUACUUCUACAACACAAACAAAACACCCUACUGUAGGUUUGUCAACACAAUCAAGCUUCACAACACAAGGGGCUACAGAUCGACCAACAAGCAAUGUACAUUUUCACUGCGAUACCAACGGACCCUACAUACAUUUACAGAAUUCAAAUGCGCAUUUAUGCGUAAACAUUGUAUUUAAACACGCAACAUGGCUUGGUGCUCGCCAUGCAUGCAAUCAGGAAGGAGGGGACCUGGUUGUGCUAGAUACGCAUGAAAAGUCGUUGUUAAUGAGAAACAAACUUUCAGAGUAUGAUCACAAUGGCUUCUGGAUUGGGUUAAAAGACGAGCAAGGGCAUGGUCAGUUUACAUGGGUGCAUCAUCAUCAACCAGUUGGUGGUUCUAAUGUGGACUGGGCAUUUGAUCAACCUGAUCAUGUACAGUAUGGAGUGGAUCAAGACUGUGUUAUAAUGCUAUCAAGCAGUCAUUACCAGUGGCACGAUACCAAUUGUCAGCUUGAUCAUUUCUAUUUUAUUUGUGAACGACGAUGAAGAUAUCUUAAAGUUUAUUCGUUAA
Molecule: messenger RNA, 1354 nt
Organism: Mercenaria mercenaria
Lineage: Eukaryota; Metazoa; Mollusca; Bivalvia; Venerida; Veneridae
Exons: 9
Coding region: 136-1329 (397 amino acids)
Biological process (GO): biological process involved in interspecies interaction between organisms
Cellular component (GO): external side of plasma membrane
Molecular function (GO): carbohydrate binding
Source: RefSeq, a predicted model, not a curated record